Lactuca virosa is the source of this 1032-nucleotide messenger RNA. The record is from the annotation of a GenBank genome assembly. Lineage: Eukaryota; Viridiplantae; Streptophyta; Magnoliopsida; Asterales; Asteraceae.
AUGGCAUUCUCCUUCGCUCCAUUGCCUUUAUCUUACCCUGAAGAGAUACAACAUGACCUUUCCCCGUUUAUACUUAUCCAUAAAAAUGGCCGUAUUGAACGUCUAGUCGGAGAAGAGAUCACCCCUCCAUCAACCGAUUACACCACCGGAGUUCGCUCCAAAGAUGUCCAAAUCUCACCGGAAACAGGCCUCUCCGCUAGGAUCUACUUGCCAGGAACUAUUAUCUCCCAAGAGCAUAAACUCCCUGUCCUUAUUUACUUCCACGGUGGUGGUUUCGUUUUCGGAACAGCCUUCAGUACUAUGUUCCAGCCCUUCCAUAACAGGCUUGCUUUGGAAGCACAAACCAUCAUCGUUUCUGUUGAUUACAGAAGAGCCCCCGAACAUCUCUAUCCAACUCAAUAUGAUGAUUCUUGGGAAGCCAUCAAAUGGGUUGCUUCUCAUGCAAAUAGAAACGGUGCGGAGCCAUGGCUUAAUGACUAUGCUGAUUUUGAACGUCUCUUCUUUGGUGGGGAAAGUGCCGGUGGAAACAUAGCUCACCAGAUGGGGAUGCGGAUUGGGUUAGGAAAAGACUUGGAUGCUUUUGGUGAUCGAGUGAAGCUUUCUGGGAUUCUUCUGAUCGAUCCACACUUCUGGGGAGAAACUCUAAUUGGUGGUGAGGUGAAUGCUGAUGUUAAGGAAAUAAAUAUCUUGGAAAAACUGUGGCGGGUGAUGAACCCAUCAUUUAGCAGUUUGGAUGACCCGUUGAUAAACCCGGCAAAAGAUCCGAAUCUUUCGAAGUUAGGGUGUCGAAGGGUACUUGUUUCUGUGGCUGAAAAAGAUUUGUUGAGGGAUAGAGGAUGGUAUUAUCAUGAUAUUCUGGGGAAUAGUGGAUGGAACGGGCAAGUUGAUAUAAUUGAAGCCAAAGGAGAGGGACAUAUGUACACAAUAGUGGUUAAAACGUUUCGUUUAUCAUGGACUUUGUAUAUAUGCUCAAAAUUUGCCUUUCGCAUUGAGAUCCCAAAGAUCAUCCGAAGUGGAGAGGCGUACAUCUAA